UAAAAAUCGUAAUCUUCGUCAUAGACCGCCCUCACACAAGUGCGGCUUCGCCGUAAACGCGCUCCGCUGAAAUCGAAAAUCGGAGCACAUUCCUCGAGACGAAUGGAGGAUGCUUCGGCUCCUCGUCUUUCUUUUUUUUUUCACGCGAUUACGUUAUUAGUCUCUUCGAAACAGGUUCCUGCGUCUAGACGAGCGAUUGCUCAACUGAUGAUGAGCCGCGUUCUUACAAAUCGAGUAGUGUUGUAAGUGGUGAAUGCGGUCGACGCGAUGCGGGAGCGAAGCGUCGCUUCGUGUGAUCUCGUUCGCGGUAUGAGCGGUAAGUUGGCGUGAAAGGUGAAGAAGGAACUCUUUAGACGAGAAUCAUAUAACGGAGCGGAGCGAAGCUGGAAGGAAGGGUAUAGUGUGCGUGCCGGUAUGGCGACGUGUACGGGGGCAUUAUAGAGGAGGGGAUGUCUCGCGUCCCACGAUAAAGUCCUUCGUUCCUCCACGGCUACUAUUCAAGGCAGAGGCUCAGUCAUCACGCGAAAGUUCCUCGGAGUCCUUCGGAUCGAAAUCGUUGCAUUUCGCUGAAUUGUCUAGCACUUAAACCGCGAUCUGAGGAAGAUGACGGGAGAUUGGAGGACCAUUUUUGUAACCGGCGGCGCCGGUUACAUCGGCAGUCAUUGCAUCGUCGAGCUUCUGGAGUGCGGAUACGACGUGGUAGCCAUAGAUAACUUUGCAAACAGCGUGACAGAAACCGAUGGUGAAUCCGCGGCGCUCAAGAAGGUCGAGCAAAUAACAGGAAAGAAAGUUACGUUCUACAAUUGCGACCUGCUCGACAGAGAGAAGCUCGAAUCCGUCUUCAACAAGCACAAAAUAGAUUGUGUAAUACAUUUUGCGGCUAUCAAAGCAGUCGGCGAGUCGAUGCAAGUUCCGCUUCAUUACUACCGGAACAACAUAAUCGGUGCUAUCAAUCUGUUAGAGGUGAUGAAAGCGGCUGGCUGUUUUCAAUUAGUAUUCAGUAGCUCUUGCACGGUGUAUGGGGAGCCUACAGAAUUGCCAAUUACGGAAAACCACGUGACCGGCAAUAUUACUAAUGUGUACGGCCGUACGAAAUACUUCAUCGAAGAAAUGCUGAAGGAUAUAUCUAGAGCUGAAAAGAGUUGGAACAUUAUAUCUCUAAGAUAUUUCAACCCGGUAGGAGCGCAUAGUAGCGGAUUAAUCGGGGAAGAUCCGACGAAGCCAUUUACCAAUCUGAUGCCGUAUAUCGCUCAAGUCGCCUUAAGGCACAAGCCGGAACUGAUUAUAUUCGGCGGAGACUAUCCUACGAAAGAUGGCACAGGUAUCCGUGAUUACAUUCACGUUAUGGAUUUAGCAUCGGGUCACGUGGCGGCGCUGAACGCUUUGCACAAAGAGCAUCUCAGGCUAAAAAUUUACAACUUAGGUACUGGCAAGGGUGUAUCUGUAUUGGAAUUAAUAAAGACGUUUGAAAAGGUUACUGGUACUACCGUACCGUACGUCAUGAAAGAAAGGAGAGAGGGUGACAUUGUGUCCAUGUACGCUAACACAGAUCUGGCGAAGAAAGAAUUGGGAUGGACAGCGAAAUACAAUGUCGAGCAAAUGUGUCAAGACUUUUGGAGGUGGCAAACGAUGAAUCCGCACGGUUAUCGGACUCCAUUAAAGAACGGUAUUAAUGCAAAUAACAUAUUGUAACGAUGAAUUGUAUUGAGGGGAUUAUACAGAAACGAAAUUUGUAAUAAAGAAUCAAGAUGCGUUAUAAAACUUA
This is a messenger RNA of Odontomachus brunneus, 1765 nucleotides long. RefSeq names its product UDP-glucose 4-epimerase-like. The coding region runs from base 604 to 1692 and encodes 362 amino acids. The transcript is spliced from 7 exons. NCBI's taxonomy places the organism in Eukaryota, Metazoa, Arthropoda, Insecta, Hymenoptera, Formicidae. Gene Ontology annotation, cellular component: cytosol. The record is from RefSeq and is a predicted model, not a curated record. Gene Ontology annotation, biological process: beta-D-galactose catabolic process via UDP-galactose, Leloir pathway. Gene Ontology annotation, molecular function: UDP-glucose 4-epimerase activity.